CCGGAGCUAGGAGAAGGCACCGGCUAGGUCCUAGGUGGCAUGGCGGGAGUUCCGGACAAGCGCAGGCCGGGCCCCGCGGCGGGGGAGCAGCUGCAGCAGCAACACGUCGCGUGCCAGGUCUUCCCCGAGCUGCUGGCCGAGGGGAGGCCCCAGCAAGGGUUCUUCUCUAGCUUCUUCACCAGCAAUCACAAGUGCCAGCUAAUGCUCCUGAAGACGCUGGAGACAAAUCCAUAUGUCAAGCUUCUACUUGAUGCUAUGAAGCACUCUGGUUGUGCUGUUAACAAAGAAAGACACUUUUCCUGUGAAGACUGUAAUGGAAAUGUCAGUGGAGGUUUUGAUGCUUCAUCAUCUCAGAUUGUUUUGUGCCAAAAUAACAUCCGUAACCAGGCCCAUAUGAACAGAGUGAUCACCCAUGAGCUUAUUCAUGCUUUUGAUCACUGUCGUGCUCAUGUUGACUGGUUCACCAACGUCAGACAUUUGGCCUGCUCAGAGAUUCGAGCUGCUAACCUCAGUGGAGAUUGCUCACUUAUAAAUGAAAUACUCAGGUUACAUUUUGGAUUAAAACAACACCAUCAGACUUGUGUGCGAGACCGAGCUGUUCUUUCUAUCCUGGCUGUUAGGAAUAUCACCAAAGAAUCAGCUCAGAAGGCUGUCGAUGACGUUUUUGAUUCUUGUUUCAAUGACCAUGAACCUUUUGGAAGGAUCCCUCAUAGUAAAACUGAUGCCAGAUAUGCUCACAGAGACUUUCAAAAUCGUGAUCGGUAUUACUCAAAUAUAUGAAGACAGUGACAUUUUAUGUUAUGAAGUUUCAACGAUCAUGAAGAAAUUAUGGUUCUCAAAUGGAGAAAUGUACAAAAUAGAAACGAUCAAUUAAAUACAGAUGACACCGAGAAGAUGCUGAUUCUAGCAUAUAAGAGAAAUUAACUGUGGCAAAAAAUGAAACUGCCUUAAACUCCAAGGCAAAAAUUAUUGUCUUUAUAGCUAACUGUAUGGAAAAUAAGGUAAAUAAAUUGCAUUUUUGUAUUUUGUACAGUGUACUUAAUUUUUUUUUUUUA
Molecule: messenger RNA, 1055 nt
Organism: Orycteropus afer afer
Lineage: Eukaryota; Metazoa; Chordata; Mammalia; Tubulidentata; Orycteropodidae
Gene: ATP23
Product: ATP23 metallopeptidase and ATP synthase assembly factor homolog
Biological process (GO): mitochondrial protein processing; mitochondrial proton-transporting ATP synthase complex assembly
Cellular component (GO): extrinsic component of mitochondrial inner membrane
Molecular function (GO): metalloendopeptidase activity
Source: RefSeq, a predicted model, not a curated record